UAAAAAUGGGCCAGAGGGCAAGCCGGGAUGCGUUUGAUCCAUCCAAGUCUGGACCAGCAAACAUUGGGCAGCAAGGAACAUGGAGGCCGCGGGAACAAGUCACCCGUGCACCAACAGUCGGCAGCGCACGCACAUCCGUCGUGCUCAACGCCAACAACACUGACGACGACGUCGUCUCUGUCCGCUCCUCUGUUGCAGCCAGACACGACCCAAAACAACAGCACCAGCAACAACGGCAGCAACAACAACAACAACAACGCGAUGGCCAAUUGAAGAGGCUGGCCCCAACACAACAGCAACGCCAAGCUGAGCUGGCAGCGCUGCCAUCGCACUUGGAGGGCAGCAUCGAGAUUCGCCCCUUGGAUGUGACCGCGUUCGUGGACCUGCCCUUGCGCGCAUCAGACCCUUCAGAUGCAGCGCUGCACCCGGACUGGAACCGGUGGAGCAACAUCUUCCCCAACUACGUGAGCCAGGUCCUGCUGCACCCUUCAGACAUGACAUAUGUCAACGCCAGCUGGGUCCGCAGCUACUCUCCAGACAAGGCCUGCGAAUACAUCGCAGCAGAGACACCGUCGCUGACGACACUCCGGCCGUUCCUGCAAAUGAUUUGGAACCACAACGUCGGCUUCAUGGUGCUCUUGGCCGAAAUUGGACAGCCUCAUGGUCAAAAGUAUUGGCCAAGCAACGUCAAUCAAACCAUGCAUAUGGACGACAUGUCUGUGACGCUUGCGGAAGUGGAUGACAGCAAGGACUGCUACGACCGGCUUGUGCUGGACUUUGAGCACGCCUCGGGUGCUACGCGCGAGGUAGUGCUGUACUGGUACCACGCCUGGCCCCCCGCCCCCGGCGGCGUCCCUGCCACAUCAGAUGGCGCCCGCAUGUACCCGCGGCCGCUGGUGGAGAUGAUGCUGACGGUGCGAGCAGAUCGACGCAAGACAGACCGGCGCCGCACGCCGCUGCUCGUGCACUGCAACGACAGCGUGUCCCAUACGGGCGCCUACAUUGUCUUGGACCAGGCAUUUGACUGCAUUGAGGAAGGGCAGCCUGUGGAUGUGGUGGAUCUUGUGGCGCGCAGCAGGGAGGAUCGCAUGGGUAUUGUCAAUGCAACCGCGCUCGCUCGGUUCGUGCAGGAAGCGGCACUCCAGUAUGCAUUCUACUUUCUCAAGUCGCAUCCCGAGACGCCAGGGGUCGUCUUCAUGCGCACGCCCGGCAACACGCCGAAGCACCAGCUCGAGCAGCGCUUCACAAAGCACAGGUUGGAAGACGGAACGCAGGUGUUUGUGCUUCUCUCCGUGGAAGACCCGCCGGCAGCGUCUCUGCCGACAGACAAGCUGGUGUUGACCCCGCAGCCAUUUGACGACCACGACGGCCACGAUCUUGCGCACCACAUGGCCGCAGACGCAUCCAUGCCGCUGCACAUGCAGCCAUUCUUCAAGUCCAACUUCAGUCGCUCCCAGGUGGAGGACCUGUUGAAGAAGAGUGCAGAGGCAUCGUUCCUCGUGUCGUCGUCGGCACUGCGUCCAGACAGACUCCUCCUCUCCUGCACCAGCGGUGGACGCGUGUACCACACGCUCUUGCACCAUCGCCGCAACGACGGGCAUGGGGAGGCUGCGUUUGCCGUGGAUGUAGAUGACGACACACUCACGUUCCCAACAGCGGUCGACGCUGCGGCGUGGCUGAUUGGCGAGGUGCAGGCUGCACAGCACGACGGCACGCAGGCGGAGCAUGGGCAGGGGAUAGGAGUGGUUGCUGCUGAUCUGCACGAGCUUCGGCUUGAUGAUGAUGACGGCGAUGGCGAGGAGGACAUGGACGGAACAGAUGCGUGAUGAUCAUGAUGACGAAAAUGAUCACGAUAAUGAUCAUGAUGAUCAUGAUCGUGAUGAUGAUCAUGAUGAUGCUGUCAAUGACAACCACUACAACACCACAUAUGUUCCCACUCGCUUAUUGCCGCCAGCCCACGACGCUUCAACCGCACUCGCAUACACCACGCAUGUUUUUGCUCGCACAUUCAUUCGUUCAUUCACCCCAGCCAGAGUCAUACGACAGCAGUGAGCAGAGCCACCACAACCAGCAACAACAACAACAACAACAACAACAACAACAACAGCCACAUGAGGACGCAGUGUCGUCAACAACAGCAGCAACAACACAAAAGUAGAAGGAUUCACCCACACAUGCAUGUUUUCGCCCACAGUCAACCGUACACACGUGACACCACACCACCCACCAAUACAACCCACGGCCCUACAAAGUGUAACACCCCACAGCAACAACAAAAACAACGCGUAUGUGCUUGCACAACCACAUGUGAAAUGCGUGUGCAUUUGCUGUAAAUGCUCUAUGUUCUGCGUGUGCAUGAUCCGUGGUGCUUGGCUCAGUCCCAAUACUUGAUUGAUCCGUCCCAGCUGGCGGUGGCGACCUUGGAGGUCUCGUUCGGGUUCCACGCCACGUCGAUGCACACCUUGUCGUGCGCCUUGAGCUUUCUGCUCGCGGCGCCAUCAUACACACCCACACCCACACGCGCACAGAGUGGACACCAAUAAACCAAAGAGGGGACA
Salpingoeca rosetta is the source of this 2558-nucleotide messenger RNA. RefSeq lists its product as uncharacterized. Gene Ontology annotation, molecular function: protein tyrosine phosphatase activity. Gene Ontology annotation, biological process: protein dephosphorylation. The coding region runs from base 6 to 1826 and encodes 606 amino acids. NCBI's taxonomy places the organism in Eukaryota, Choanoflagellata, Craspedida, Salpingoecidae. The transcript is spliced from 4 exons. The record is from RefSeq and is a predicted model, not a curated record.